This is a messenger RNA of Aureobasidium melanogenum CBS 110374, 684 nucleotides long. Its product is annotated as thioredoxin-like protein. Gene Ontology annotation, biological process: cell redox homeostasis; cellular response to oxidative stress; cellular oxidant detoxification. The transcript has 3 exons. The record is from RefSeq and is a predicted model, not a curated record. Lineage: Eukaryota; Fungi; Ascomycota; Dothideomycetes; Dothideales; Saccotheciaceae. Gene Ontology annotation, molecular function: thioredoxin peroxidase activity. The coding region runs from base 1 to 684 and encodes 227 amino acids. Gene Ontology annotation, cellular component: cytosol; mitochondrion.
AUGUACCGUGGUCUUGCCACAACUCAGGAGCAGCCUCGCAUUCGCCUUGGUUCUGUUGCCCCUGACUUCAGCGCAAAGACUACUGCAGGCGACAUCAAGUCCUUCCACGAGUGGAUCGGUGACAGCUGGGCAAUUCUGUUUUCUCAUCCCGCUGACUACACGCCCGUCUGCACUACUGAGCUUGGUGCCUUUGCCAAGUUGAAGAACGAGUUUGAUGCUCGUGGUGUCAAGAUGAUUGGCCUGAGCGCCAACGACCUCGGAUCGCACGAGGGUUGGAUCCAGGACAUCAACGAGAUCGCAAACACCAACCUUCAGUUCCCCAUCAUCGCCGACCACGAUCGCAAAGUCGCCUUCUUGUACGACAUGAUCAACCAGGAGGAUCUGGACGACGCAGCCAAGAAGGCCAUUGCCUUCACAAUUCGCUCCGUCUUUGUCAUCGACCCCCAGAAGAAGGUCCGUCUGACCAUGAUGUACCCUGCCAGCACUGGCAGAAACAGCGCCGAGGUCCUCAGAGUCAUCGACUCGCUUCAGACUGCCGACAAGAAGGGCAUUGCUACACCAAUUAACUGGCAGGUUGGCGAGGAUGUUAUUGUGCCUCCUUCAGUGUCGACCGAGGACGCAAAGAAGAAGUUCAACAAUGUCCGCGAACUCAAGCCCUACCUUCGCUAUGCCGAGAUCAAGUAG